AUGGACUUCAAAAUGAGUGGACAGUUGUCUGUGGCUAUACUAUUGGCCCUAUUAUUAUGGUUAACGGUGUCUACUUGUAUGGCCAGUGAUCUGGGAGAGUUAGAAGAUUUUACAUCUACUGUUCCCUCAACAUCUACCGGUGCUCCUACACAACCGCCAGACCAUUAUGGGGGUUCUUUCUAA
Molecule: messenger RNA, 183 nt
Organism: Oppiella nova
Lineage: Eukaryota; Metazoa; Arthropoda; Arachnida; Sarcoptiformes; Oppiidae
Source: the annotation of a GenBank genome assembly